CUACCUUUCGUCGACCAUUGCGCGGUGAUUUUAACAAUUACUGAGCAAAAGUCGGUUCUGUACACAGGCUGUGUAUACAAAUGUCGUUUAUAAUGUCUUUCACAGAUGCGGAGAGUGUUGAAGUUCCAGAAAUUGAAAAUGUAUUGAAUUUAGACCCCUAUCUGAAACCUCAUGAAAAAGAAAUUCGACGCCGCUAUGGAUGCUUCAAAAAUCUUUAUGAUAAAAUCAAUGAAUAUGAAGGUGGCUUGAUCGAGUUCUGUCGCAGCUACAAACACUUUGGAAUCCAUGUAACAGAGAACAAUGGCAUUCGAUGCCGAGAGUGGGCACCUGCAGCCGAAGCUGUUUACCUCAGGGGAGAAUUCAAUGACUGGAAGAGAGUGACCCAUCCUUUCCGGAAGCUUGACUUUGGAAAAUGGGAGCUGGAAAUCCCUCCAAAUCCUGAUGGAUCAUGCCCUAUACCUCAUAAUAGUACUAUAAAGCUAGUUGUACUGACUGCUGCUGGUAAAAUGGAAGAUCGUCUUUCCCCAUGGGCAACAUAUGUUGUACAGCCUCAAAACUCAGUAGUCUAUGAUCAGAGGUUUUGGAAUCCUCCUGAUAAUGAGAAAUAUAUAUUCAAGCAUCCUAAGCCUAAAAAACCAGAGAAUUUUAAAAUAUAUGAAUCACAUGUAGGUGUGUCUUCGGAAGAAUAUGGUGUUGCCAGUUACAGUCAUUUUAGUAAAAAUAUUAUACCAAGAAUAAAGAAACAAGGUUAUAAUGCAAUUCAAUUAAUGGCAAUAAUGGAACAUGCCUAUUAUGGUAGUUUUGGUUAUCAAGUGACUAGUUUUUUUGCUGCAUCUAGUCGUUUUGGAAAUCCUGAAAGAUUGAAGGAAUUAGUGGAUAAUGCACAUGCACAUGGUCUUUAUGUCUUGUUGGAUGUCGUUCACAGCCAUGCUUCUAAAAAUGUUCUUGAUGGAUUGAAUCAGUUUGAUGGAAGUAAUUCUUGUUUUUUCCAUGAUGGUGGACGUGGGGAGCAUUCUUUGUGGGGUAGUAGGCUGUUUGACUAUUCUCAAUGGGAAGUUUUGAGAUUUCUGUUAUCUAAUCUGUGCUGGUACAUGGAUGAAUAUCAAUUCGAUGGAUUUCGAUUCGAUGGUGUGACAUCCAUGCUGUACCACCACCAUGGAAUAGGUGCUGGUUUCAGUGGGGACUAUAAUGAAUAUUUUGGUUUGGCCACAGACACAGAAUCUGUCACAUAUCUUAUGAUGGCAAAUUACAUGCUAAAGACUUUAUAUCCUGAAUGUGUCACUAUAGCUGAAGAUGUAUCAGGAAUGCCUGCUCUAUGCCGACCUGUCACGGAAGGUGGCCAAGGGUUUGAUUAUCGGUUAGGAAUGGCAAUUCCGGACAAAUGGAUUGAGCUACUGAAAGAAAAGCAAGAUGAAGACUGGAAUAUCGGAGACAUAGUACAUACAUUAACAAACCGUAGGUGGAUGGAAAGAACUGUAGCAUAUGCGGAAUCACAUGAUCAGGCUCUGGUUGGUGACAAGACCAUAGCUUUCUGGUUAAUGGAUAAAGAUAUGUAUGAUUUUAUGUCAGUUCUAACGCCACUUGUGCCAACUGUAGACCGUGGCAUUGCUCUGCAUAAGAUAAUACGUUUGAUCAGUCAUUCCUUAGGUGGCGAAGCAUGGCUGAAUUUUAUGGGUAAUGAAUUUGGCCAUCCAGAAUGGCUUGACUUUCCCCGUGUUGGUAAUAAUGAAAGUUAUCAGUAUGCCAGAAGACAAUGGCAUCUGGUUGAUGAUGAGCUGUUGCGUUAUAAGUUCCUCAACAAUUUUGAUAGAGCUAUGAAUGAAACUGAAGAGAAGUAUCGAUGGUUAAAUUCAGGCCCUGCCUAUGUUAGCUGGAAGCAUGAAGAUGACAAAGUCAUUGUAUUUGAAAGAGCUGGUUUGUUGUUUGCAUUUAAUUUCCAUUCCACAAAGAGCUUUCCUGACUAUAAAAUUGGUGUUGAAAUUCCUGGAAAGUAUAAAAUAGUAUUGGACAGUGACGCUGAAGAAUUUGGAGGUCAUAAGCGAUUGGAUCACAACACAGAUUUUUUUACAUUUCCUGAACAUUAUAGUGGAAGACAAAAUUCUAUGAUGAUUUAUAUUCCAUCUAGGGUUGGAAUUGUUUAUGCUCGUGUGGACUAGUUAUGGACCAUUCUAUAUAGUAGUAGAACUUAACAAGUUGCCAUAUAUUUGCAGUACCUGAAUGUGGUAUAUCUAGUUGCAUUAUUGUGAAAUUUGUUAGCUAUACUAGAAGUUUACCAAAAAUUUUUAAAUUUACUGGGACAUUGUCAAAUUUUUGUAGUAAUUGUUAUUUUUUAUCUGUUAUUGUUUGAAAAAUUUAUAAUUGCUGUUUUAAAAGACUUCUUGUAUAUAGUUGAAAUUGACUUCAAAGUUUUAGAAUUUGGAAACUGAAUAUUAAAUGAUUUUGUUUAAUAAAGGCUUUAAUCUCUUUGCACACUUUGUAUGGCUCUAUACACAAGUUUUUAUUGCAUAAAAAAAUUUAAAAGCACAAAUCAUGGAUGCUCGUGUGGACUAAUUAUGGACCAUUCUAUAUAGUAGUAGAACUUAAUAAGCUGCCAUAUAUUUUCAGUACCUGAAUGUUGUGUAUCUUGUUGCACUAUUGUGAAAUUUGUUAGCUAUACUAGAAGUUUACCAGACAUUUUAAAAUUUACCGUGACUUUGUCAAAUUUUUGUAGUAAUUGUUAUUUUUUUACAUGUUAAACAAUUUAUAAUUGCUGUUUCAAAAGACGUCUUGUAUAACUGAAAUUGACCUCAAAGUUUUAGAAUUUGGAAACUGAAUAUUAAAUGAUUUUGUUUAAUAAAGGCUUUAAUUUUAAUCUCUU
Messenger RNA from Stegodyphus dumicola, 2857 nucleotides. RefSeq names its product 1,4-alpha-glucan-branching enzyme (gene AGBE). Lineage: Eukaryota; Metazoa; Arthropoda; Arachnida; Araneae; Eresidae. Gene Ontology annotation, cellular component: cytoplasm. The record is from RefSeq and is a predicted model, not a curated record. Gene Ontology annotation, molecular function: 1,4-alpha-glucan branching enzyme activity; cation binding; hydrolase activity, hydrolyzing O-glycosyl compounds. Gene Ontology annotation, biological process: glycogen biosynthetic process.